Salvia hispanica is the source of this 1356-nucleotide messenger RNA. It is a transcript of the gene AR401, whose product is annotated as S-adenosyl-L-methionine-dependent methyltransferases superfamily protein. Gene Ontology annotation, molecular function: protein-lysine N-methyltransferase activity. Gene Ontology annotation, cellular component: cytoplasm. The record is from RefSeq and is a predicted model, not a curated record. NCBI's taxonomy places the organism in Eukaryota, Viridiplantae, Streptophyta, Magnoliopsida, Lamiales, Lamiaceae.
UCACACGCUGAAAUCAUGCGAGCAGCUUCCCAUUACUUCCUCCUCAUCUUCUCUUUCCUGAAAUCCCCAAACUCCUCUCACUAGGGUUUCUCACUCAAUCCCUCUAUCACAUAUCUCCGUGAUUCGGUCUACAUGGCGGGAAUCAGAUUGCCGCCGGAGGAUUCCGACGUAUCGCAAGCUGCUCGGCAGGUUGCCGCCAUCGAUCUGAUCUCCGAUGAUGACCGUUCCAUAGCCGCCGACUCUUGGUCCAUAAAGAGCGAUUAUGGAAGCACUCUCGAUGACGAGCAGCGUCAGGCUGACGCCGCUGAAGCGCUCUCCUCCGCUGCUUACCGUGCCGCGUCCGACUACAGUUCUGACAAAGAGGAGCCAGAUGCGGAGGCAGUUUCAUCAAUGCUGGGAUUCCAGAGUUACUGGGAUGCAGCAUAUGCAGAUGAAUUGGCAAAUUUCCGAGAACAUGGUCAUGCUGGAGAAGUUUGGUUUGGACCUGAUGUGAUGGAAAAUAUGGCUUCAUGGACCAAAAGUGUAUGCCUUGAAAUUUCUCAGCGUAACUUGCCAAACCAUGUAGACAGUACAAACUGUUUGCCUGCUGGGCAGCCUGAAAAAGACUUAUCUGGAUGGAGCAUUCUGGAUGUUGGUACUGGUAAUGGCUUGCUUCUUCAGGAGCUCAGUAAGCUGGGGUUCUCAGAUCUCACUGGAACUGAUUACAGUGAAGCAGCUGUUGACCUAGCUCGAAACCUUGCACAGCGUGAUGGAUUCCCUAAUAUUAAAUUCCUGGUUGAUGAUAUUCUUGACACAAAACUAGAUCGGAAAUUUCAGCUAGUCACAGAUAAAGGAACACUGGAUGCAAUUGGAUUGCAUCCUGAUGGUCCUAUCAAAAGGAUAAUGUAUUGGGACUCUGUAUCAGGACUUGUGGCUUCUGGUGGGUUGGUGGUUAUUACAUCGUGCAAUAACACGAAAGAUGAACUGAUACAAGAGGUUGAGGUUUACAAUCAAAGGAGAAAUGGUGGGUCACGCGAAGCUGAUGAUGGUAACCAAGAUGCGGCGGGCAGAGAUGCCAUAUUUGAAUAUGUUGACCACAUACGCACGUAUCCAACAUUCAUGUUUGGAGGAUCAGUUGGGUCGCGUGUUGCAACAGUAGCAUUUCUAAGAAAGUGAUGUAACGCGAUGUUUAGGAUUUAUACACUGGGCUUGGUGUUUGAUUUGGCGAAUUUGCAAAAUACUUUGAUGUGUUGAAAUUGAUUUAUUUGUUGGAAGCGUCUGAAACUAGGCAUAGAAGGCAGAUCAAAAGAUUGUGGUAUAUCAAUACUACUAUAUCCAGAUCCAACAGCUGCAUGUUAUCUCGUCUUUUUACUGAUA